UCUGGUGAUAUCGUCUGCAGCAAGAAGGAACAACCAUGAGUGUGGUGGGGAAGAACAUCGCGGGCACGAGAAGCGCAGACUUCUUUCAGUGGGCAGACAAAGACAUCGAUGACAAGCUGUUUAAUGGCCCCUUCCAGGCCGAGCAGCGCAUUCAGCGUGAGAUCCGACUCAACUCGCGCAACCUCAAAUCUAUCUACGAGGUGCCGGACGACAUGGACGUGUUCAUUUGGCAGUACGAGCACCUGCGCCAAGUGGUGAAGGAACUGAACAUCCUCGUGGCAUUGCUGGACGGGGCGUGCACGAAGCAGUCGUGUACGAUCAUGAAGGCCACGGACGACUGGGUAUUCCUCUGUGCGGCCCACAAGCAACCGAAGGAGUGCUGUGCGUUCGACUACAUCAUGCACACGUUGGACAACGCGAACCAGCUAUUGACAUCAUCGCGGAUAUUCCCGUCUCGCGUGAGCAUCAACCGCGACGCGACGCAGUACUUUCAGAGCGUGGCGCGGCGCUUGUACCGCGUCUUCUCGCACACGUUCUUCCAUCACCCGGACGUGUUUCAGCAUUUCGAAGCCUCCACAUUCCUUUGCCAUCGGUUCGUGUACUUUUCCAUCCAGUUCAACUUGAUCCCGAAGAAUUUGCUGAUCAUUCCAGACAUGGGAUACUAAAAUGAAUAUACCCGUCAACUCUUUCGAUAUA
Molecule: messenger RNA, 696 nt
Organism: Aphanomyces astaci
Lineage: Eukaryota; Oomycota; Saprolegniomycetes; Saprolegniales; Verrucalvaceae
Exons: 1
Coding region: 36-665 (209 amino acids)
Cellular component (GO): cytoplasm
Source: RefSeq, a predicted model, not a curated record